Molecule: messenger RNA, 789 nt
Organism: Galeopterus variegatus (Sunda flying lemur)
Lineage: Eukaryota; Metazoa; Chordata; Mammalia; Dermoptera; Cynocephalidae
Gene: CCDC117
Product: coiled-coil domain containing 117
Exons: 5
Coding region: 1-756 (251 amino acids)
Source: RefSeq, a predicted model, not a curated record
AUGGCCGCGCUCGGCCGGCCGUUCAGCGGCCUCCCCCUGAGCGGCAGCUCGGACAUCCUACAGCCGCCUCCGGCCUUCGCCGGCCGGGCCUUCCCCUGCUAUUUUUCAGGUCGUUGUAAAAAGAAACACAAGCGAGAGGAGGAAGAGGAUGAUGAUUGUCCAGUAAGAAAGAAAAGAUUAACAGAAGCAGAGCUUUGUGGUGGUCCUAAUGACUGGAUUCUUUGUGCACAUCAGGAUGUAGAGGGUCAUGGACUAAAUCCAUGCCCUAGUGGCCUUUCUGUACCUGGCAUGUUAGAUGUUAUUUGUGAAGAAAUGGAUCAGACAACUGGAGAACCCCAGUGUGAAGUUGCUCGAAGGCGGCUUCAGGAGAUUGAGGACAGGAUAAUUGACGAAGAUGAAGAAGUUGAAGCUGACAGAAAUGCCAACCAUCUCCCCAGUCUUGUCCUUUCUGAUACCAUGAAAACAGGUUUGAAGAGGGAAUUUGAUGAAGUCUUUACAAAGAAAAUGAUUGAGUCCAUGAGCCGUCCCUCCAUGGAGCUUGUGCUCUGGAAACCUCUCCCUGAACUCCUUUCUGAUAAGCCAAAGCCAUCAUCUAAUGCUAAGAACUAUGCAGGAGAGAGCCAAACUAAGCAUGCAGUUGCUGGCACUACCUUCCCUCAGAGAACUGAACUGUUCUUGGAACCUCGGCAAACAGGGAUGCCUCUUUACAAUAGUGUGGAGACAGCUGCUAGCACAGAAGAAGAGAUGGAACUCUAGAACCAGUUUCUAUACUAAAGUUCUCAAGUUUUA